AGCCAAACUACGGCACCAGCCUGUCCAGCCACCAGGUAACAAAUAGAGAACCCCAACCGUCAAAUCAAAGUACGGCUGCAAUGACUUCAUCCUAAACUUCGUAGUUAUCCUUUUUCCAAGACCGAUCUACUCUCACUCCAAAGUCCAAUCACUCUAGUUUCUUCUCCUUCUUCUCCUUCUCCAUCUUUUUCUCGGGGACUCUGCCUCUAGUUCCUCUGCUUUGCGCUGCACGGCGGCCAAAAGGGAAGAGAGAAAAGGGGUAAGAUGAUCAUCAAAAGUACAGCUGAUCUCGUGAAAGACGAGCUCCCAAUUGAGAAGGAAGCGAUGGUGAUUCCAGAGGACGAAGGAGCUGUCUCCGGUCUGGUACUUGUGGACAUCAUCAACGGAUUCUGCACCGUUGGAGCCGGGAAUUUGGCUCCAACAGAGCCGAAUACGCAGAUCACCGAAAUGAUUAAGGAAUCGGAGAGGAUGGCAAGGUUAUUCUGUGAGAAGAAGCUCCCUGUCAUGGUUUUCCUUGAUUCCCAUCACCCUGGAAAGCCUGAAAACCCAUACCCUCCUCACUGCCUUGUGGGCACCCCUGAAUCCAACUUGGUUCCCGCUUUAGAGUGGCUUGAGAAGGAACCAAACGUGACAAUCAGAAGGAAGGACUGCUUCGAUGGGUUCUUGGGAUCGAUACAGGAAGAUGGGUCCAACGUUUUUGUCGACUGGGUUGCCAAGAAUGCCAUCACAACUAUAGUGGUGGCUGGGGUGUGCACAGACAUAUGCGUGCUGGACUUCGUCUGCUCGACGCUAUCAGCCAGAAACCUGGGAUUUCUGAAACCUCUGGAGAAUGUGGUAGUGUGUUCGAAUGCCUGUGCUACGUUUGAUGUCCCUCUCCAUGCUUCAAAGAGGGCCAAGGGUGCUAUGGCUCAUCCCCAGGAGCUUAUGCACCAUGUAGGGCUAUACAUGGCGAAGGAAAGAGGUGCCGUCAUAGCAAGCGAGGUGAGGUUUGCAUCCAACAAUAAUAUGGGACGACUCGAUGUGUGAACCAGCCUUACCUACUUGAUACGUGGAGUGGAGUUGGCUCUCCAUAUAGAUGGGAAUUUAUGCUCUGUUUCAUACAACUGAAGUUUGGUUUCCGGCAGUCCUAGUAGAUAUUGUCCCUACAAGAAGUAUUUUGAUCGAACUUUACUUUCCAAUGGCGCACCGUUGUUAUACGACUACUACUGCUACCUAGUUGGCCACUCUACAUGGCUAAACGAUAUUUUUCCAUGAUGGAAUGUAAACUUAAGUACUUAUGUUAAGUGACUUUUAUAUAUUCCAUGCAACUUACUUGGGUAUAUAUGUGUCUAGUAAAUAAACCGUUUUUAUACUACUG
This is a messenger RNA of Linum tenue, 1357 nucleotides long. NCBI's taxonomy places the organism in Eukaryota, Viridiplantae, Streptophyta, Magnoliopsida, Malpighiales, Linaceae. The record is from the annotation of a GenBank genome assembly.